GUUACAUUCGGACGUGCGCCAUACAGACUUUGAAGCUUCUAAACCGUUUGAGGAAAGUUUUCUACAUUUGUGAAAAGAUUAUCCAUGGAUCUGUCAGAAGCAGGCUCCCCACAAGAAGUUAUUGAAAGGGUGUCCAGUCAGUUGGGCUGCAGCAGCACUUCGUGGGAUGUGGCUGAAUACUUUGACCAACACGACAAGCUGCGGGAUUUGCGUCAGGAAUUCCUGGUUCCAAAAGUAGCAGAUCUUCCUCAAUCUGACCUGACACUCCUGGAUGGCUCAGAAGACUGCGUUUACUUUGUAGGCAACUCUCUGGGACUACAACCCAAAAAUACCAAGAAGUAUAUUAAUGAAGAGUUGGAGAAAUGGGCCAAAAUAGGAGCCCAUGGACAUGUGAUGGGGUCACGCCCUUGGGUCUGGGCUGAGAACAAUCUGGAGGAUCUCAUGGCAAAGAUUGUGGGCGCUAAACCAGAAGAAGUGGCCUUAAUGAACGGCUUGACUGUCAAUCUGCACCUUCUGCUGCUUGCAUUUUACAAGCCCACUGCAAAACGGCACAAAAUCGUUCUGGAGGAAAAGGCCUUUCCUUCUGACCUUUAUGCUGUGGAAUCUCAGAUACGCCUCCGAGGAUUUGACCCCAGCGAGAGCAUGGUCUUCCUGAAACCCAGAGCUGGCGAGGACACCCUGAGGACGGAGGACAUUGUGUCCACGAUCAAGCGAGAAGGAGACUCCAUCGCCGUAGUGAUGCUUGGUGGAGUCCAGUACUACACGGGCCAGCUGUUUAAUAUGGAGGUCAUUACCAAAGCAGGCCAGGCCCAGGGCUGCUAUGUAGGCUUCGACUGUGCACAUGCAGUGGGAAAUGCAGAGCUGCAACUGCAUGACUGGGGGGUUGAUUUUGCCUGCUGGUGCACCUAUAAAUAUAUGAACUCUGGAGCAGGCGGGUUGGCUGGAGCGUACAUACACGAGAAACAUGCGUACACAGUGAAACCUGCGCUUCUCGGUUGGUGGGGACACAAAUUGGACACGAGAUUUCAAAUGACCAAUGUGAUGAGUCUGCAGCCUGGAGUUAGUGGAUUCAGACUCUCAAAUCAACCCAUUUUACUGGUGUGUCCCCUACAGGCCAGUUUAGAGAUCUUUAAUAAAACCAGCAUGAAGGAUCUGAGGAAGAAGUCCGUCCUGUUGACUGGUUAUUUGGAACAUCUGCUGAAGCACUACUACAGCGUGGACAAGUCGGAUCCGAGGAAACCUCACGUCCGUAUUAUUACACCGAGCGACCCGGCGCAAAGAGGCUGCCAGCUCUCGCUCUCCUUCUCAGUUCCCAUCAGAGCCGUGUUUCAGGAGCUGGAAAAGCGAGGAGUCGCAUGCGACAUGAGGGAACCAGAUGUACUUCGUGUAGCUCCUGUUCCCCUCUACAAUUCCUUUGCUGAUGUCCAUCGCUUCAUCACGGUGCUUGGAGCAGCUCUGGAAGCCAGCAAACAACACAACUGAAUUUUGACAACCUAAUAAAAUUCAGAAAACUGAAAAUGGCUCAAUUUAUGUGGAAACCAGAUGGAAACACAAGCUUAUUCGAGCAGACAAAUAUUUCCUCUGAUUUGUCGUAUUCUCGUGUCAUCUUAAGAGAUGGUUGAGCUCAAGACUACACUGUGUGGUCUACAGGUCAGAGUUUAUAUUUUUAUCCAAGCUAUUUGUCUAGUUGUGCAGCUCUAGAGCAUCAGUAUUACCUCAGAUGAUCCUGUACAUGUGAUAGUAAUAGAAUUUACAGGCAAUAGAAAGAUUCGAAAAUAUGUGCAUAUGAUUCAAAAUGUAAGAACAAUGAAAUAACAUAAUAAAAGCACAUCUAUUAAAACA
Silurus meridionalis is the source of this 1842-nucleotide messenger RNA. RefSeq names its product kynureninase (gene kynu). Gene Ontology annotation, molecular function: kynureninase activity; pyridoxal phosphate binding. The coding region runs from base 85 to 1482 and encodes 465 amino acids. Gene Ontology annotation, biological process: NAD+ biosynthetic process. The record is from RefSeq and is a predicted model, not a curated record. Gene Ontology annotation, cellular component: cytoplasm. The transcript has 14 exons. NCBI's taxonomy places the organism in Eukaryota, Metazoa, Chordata, Actinopteri, Siluriformes, Siluridae.